GACCAGUCAAUGAUGCUAGUGUUUUGUGUUUUUGUUCUAAUCAAUUAGAUAGUUUCAUACAAAAAUGCAUUGAUAUUUUCGCGUAGAUUUUAUUUGAAGCAAAUAUAUUAUAGGAAAGAUAAUUAAAUGAGUCAAUGCAAGUCAAAAUGGUCGUACAAAAGAGUUGGAAUAAUGUAGAAGCGUCUCAUCAAAAUACAGCUUCAGAAAACUCCUCAAGCUCAACAUGGAACUUCCAAGCUCCUGCGAAAGCCGUCGUCAAUAUACGGGGCACGGUUACGACUAGUGUCCCUGUUAAGCAGCCGGUAACAAGGCAAAUAGCAAUAAACACUCUAGCUGCAAUGCACAGACGGUUCAGCCUGCCAGGCCCAGUGCAGCCUCACUCAAGACCGAUAUCAGAGUUUCGAGCAAGUGCCAAUAAAUCUCUUGACAUGCUGCGGCAAACGUUACAAUCUGCUGUUACAAGAGAGAUCGAUCAAGUUAUUAAGAAGUAUUUAGAGAAAUUCUUUGUUCCUGCUGUCAAUAAUAUAAGACUGAAUUUGGGGGAUGAAUCUGUAAGUGAAGAUCAGGUAAGAGCAGUGUGCCGUGCAAUGUUGGAUGCCACCAGACUUUUAUACACCACUCCUCCUCGGCCUACUGCAUCUCCAUGCGAAACCAGCGAUUCGGAAUCCAGCAACAGCGCUGAUUCAAAGACUUUCAUCAAACAAAACAAUUUACAGAGCCCACAAAAUAAACGAAAGGAAUCAGAAACAGAUUCAGACUUAAAUGCAAAACGGCCUAAGAUUGAGGAAAAAUGUGACAGUGGCUCUUCAUCACCAUUGCCCUCUCCAGCCAUCAGAGAUCCUGAGAAAUGGAACCCAGCAAGAUUGACACAAGAGACUCUGUUCAUAAUGGGGUCCCAUGCACACAAGGUGUUGGGCCUUGGGAAUUCGCGUGGUCGGUUAUACACUAGACAUGCUGGCUUGCUGAGAUAUCCAGCUGAUAGUUCAGAUAAGGAAUGGAUUGCCAGCCAUAAUCUUGUGAAUGCUGUAGGAGGCAAGACUUACAUAAUGGUGUUAGAAGACAUUGAAGAACUCGCUCACAGUGAGGCAUAUCGCCAUAAUUCUCUGCCCAUGCUUGGAGAGCUCACCGGCUUCAAAGUGCCCCCUUUCAUGCUAAGGAAAAUAAAGAUUUAUGUCGCGAAAAGAGCCAUGACUGGGGACUUAACAAACUCAGACAGCCCUCAACCUUCGACAAGUACGCAGUAUGAAAUUAAGACCGAAAUAAAAGUGGAACCGCAGCAGGAUAGCUAUGAAAACUUUAAUGCUAGUCAAUAUAAUACAGAUAAUACCAAAGAUUUUGCUGACGUAGCCGACAUUUGUAUUAAGGAGGAAGAUUUUGCAGAUAUAAAAGUGGAAGACAUGGAAGAUAUUAAAGUUGAUGACAUUAAAGUGGAGAAUAUGAAUGAAGAAUUGGAUGUUAAUAAUAUCAAGGUUGAGAAUAUUGAUGACCUUAAUGUUGAAGGUAUUAAGGUCGAAGAUAUAAAGCUGGAGAAUGAGGACUUUGAUCUUUGCAAACAGUCUGAGGAUGACCAAAGUCAUUUAGUUGAUGGCUUGUUAGAAGACGAUAUAGAAUUUUUGAGCAGAAACCUUGGCAACAUUGAAAGUGAGGCAGAUGCACGAAAGACUAUAGAAAAAUUGACAGGCGCCAAUGCAGACACGAUCACGUUAGUAGGUGAUGAAUUCGAUUUGGGAUCUACUUUAAAUACAAGUAAUGUAAGUGUCCACAUUGUUUCAGGCUUACAUGCUUACACAUUCAAUAUUUAUCUCACCCAUGAGUUACCUAUCAACUCAAAAACCGGAACAUUCAGUACGGUCAUGUCCCAAGGGACUGCGAACGCCAUAAUCGGCUUCGGCACACGAACAACCAAUGCUACCACUAUCAUCGGCACUCCAACGCAGUACGUCAACGUGUCAUCCAAGAAUUUCCCAACCGGUAACAUCUUGCAUAACGCUAUCGUCUCGCGGAACAUAAUCAACCGUAAUAGCUUUUCUGCUACUACAUCUGGUGUGACCUUCAACGUGACCACAGUCAAGCCCUCUCUGCAUACUACAGCUCCAAAGAUAAGUACCAACUCAACGAGUUCAGCAGAUUUUGAUAACAUUUCUACAACCAAAGAUAUGAUUGACAACGCAUGUAGCUCAUCUGUAAUGUUGAAGAAAGUACUAACAUUGGGCAGUGCGGGAGCUACAAAGUCUUUUAUGAUGCACAAUACACAAAAGGUCUUAUCAACUGGGUUCGCUAAUGGGGCUACUCCACCGCCGAAUGUUACUAUCGUCAGUUCUGGAGCAAGUGGAGGGGUAAUAAGCAACAAUAAUGUUGGAAAUACGACUUCCAACAUUGUAAGUCCUACUUCGGGAACGUUGAGUGCUACACACGCUACAUUGUCUGCUCUUCUCGCGUCCAGUGAGAACUCACAGACUAACAAAAACUAGCAUAGUAUUCAAGAGGUCUUAUCCUCUGGUUUCGCCAAUAGAUCACCGCCCCCAAAUGUGACAAUUGUUAGUUCUGGUGCAAGUGGAGUAACAUACACAAGUUCAAGCAAUGCUAGUACAAGCAAUUUGAGAGCAAGUCAUUCGAUUUUGUCAGCUCUUUUGACGGGCAGUGAGUACGGUGAUAUAAAGAAACAUUGACAUUACGACACAGAUAAUGCGCUACAAAAAUGUUCCCAAUCAUUAUUGAUCUCAUUUAUUAGUGUUAAGGUGUAAACGACUGUAGUCUUUCCCUAAUAUCAUAAGACAUUAUAAUUGGUACAAAGAUCGAACAAACACAGAAAAACAAUCCUUCUAUCCAACUGGACUUGAACCAGUGUCUGUCGCCUCAACGUAGAGACCGCUACGGAUCGAGUCAGUAGAUCUUAGGAAUUUCCCUUUACGAUCGUUGCGGAUCUUUGUAUUGGGUUUUUAACCGGCUUCCUUCUCGA
Messenger RNA from Hyposmocoma kahamanoa, 2959 nucleotides. RefSeq lists its product as uncharacterized. The record is from RefSeq and is a predicted model, not a curated record. The transcript has 8 exons. Lineage: Eukaryota; Metazoa; Arthropoda; Insecta; Lepidoptera; Cosmopterigidae. Bases 135 to 2471 code for a protein of 778 amino acids. Gene Ontology annotation, molecular function: nucleosome binding; DNA binding. Gene Ontology annotation, cellular component: nucleus.